AUUGGACCCAGCUGGGAUUCUGGAAGCUUUGCUCUGUUUACGCCCGUUUACCUGCAUUUCCACCUGUUUCCAUGGCUUCCUGAUCGGAGAGAGCACAACGGUGAAGAUGUAGGUCAGAAUCAGAAGGCGUUGUCGCUCACUUCCACGUUUCUCCAGCAACGCCUAGGUUCUACAGGAGCUUUCGGAGAGCGCCUAAGCAAUGCUGUAGGGGAGAUUCCUGGGGGUAUAAAUAGGUGCAUGGCGAAAGGGAGAACUCAACAAAGGCAGCACAAUAAGUCUUUCGCUUGCAAACGCAGUCACUUACUCAUCACGUUUCUUGUCAUGCUCGCUGCCGCCCCCGCCGGAUUGCUCUUUGCAAGGAGCAUCUUUAGAACACCAGGUGCUGUGCAGAAAGGCGUAAGAGCGGCGUCAACCUCCAGAGUCCUCCUAUCGGCUGAGCAAAACAUGGCCGGCCCUGCGCUAGCUAAGCCAAGGAAGAUCAUCAAGAAGUUGCUCAGUCGUGAGCAGAGUGAGGGCGAUGGAGCUAGAGUGCGGAGGAGCAUCGGUCGACCGGAGCUGAGAAAUCUUGAUCCAUUCCUCAUGCUCGACGAGUUCUCCGUCCAGCCUCCAGCCGGUUUCCCCGACCAUCCCCAUCGUGGACAGGAGACCGUCACGUACAUGCUGAAGGGCACGUUCACACACCAAGACUUCACAGGCCACAAGGGGACCAUCAAUCCCGGGGACGUGCAGUGGAUGACUGCCGGGAGGGGCAUUGUGCACUCUGAGAUUCCGGCGUCCGAUGACGCGCACGGGCUGCAGCUGUGGGUCAACCUGGCAGCCAAGGACAAGAUGGUUGAGCCCGCGUACCAAGAGCUCCUCGCGUCCGAGAUCCCGAAAGCCGAAAAGGACGGCGUCUCCGUGGCCGUCAUCGCGGGCGAGUCCCUCGGCAUCUCGUCCCCCGUCUUCACGCGCACCCCGAGCAUGUACCUCGACUUCACGCUCCAGCCGGGCGCGUCGAUCUCGCAACCCGUCCCCGAGGGGUGGAACGGUUUCGCGUACACGCUGAACGGGACGGCGGUGUUUGACGAUGUCGAGAGCGGCCCGCACCAUACGCUCCAACUAGGGCCGGGGGAUGGGAUCAAGGUCGAGAACAAGGGCGCCGAGCCCGCGCGGUUUGUGCUGAUCGCCGGAAAGCCGCUGAACGAGCCGGUGGUGCAGCACGGGCCGUUUGUGAUGAACACGCGCGAGGAGAUCAUGCAGACGUUCAACGAUUACCAGUACGGGAGGAACGGGUUCGAAAGGGCUCACACUUGGGUGUCGAGUUAGGAGGUAGCAAGGGUAUCCAUGUCGAGUUAGAAGGUAGCAGGGAACCCAUGUCGAGUUAGGAGGUAGCAAGUUUAUCCAUGUAGAAAGAGAUUUUUUGUACAGUAUGCUUGAUGCGAGUGUGCCCCUGGGAUUGAGGCACGCAUCAAAUAGGGCUCUUUCGAUCGAAGAUUCUUAUCCUUGAUGCUUACAAACGCCAUGCCCGAAUUGGACAUGGCGUCGUACUUGGCCUGAAGACUGGAACAUACCAUUUGAAAGGCUUCUUCGUGUGAUUGUGAAGACGACUUGAUCUCGGAACACUCGAACUAAUUCACGGUCAUGCGGUUUUUUUGUGGGU
Messenger RNA from Klebsormidium nitens, 1639 nucleotides. NCBI's taxonomy places the organism in Eukaryota, Viridiplantae, Streptophyta, Klebsormidiophyceae, Klebsormidiales, Klebsormidiaceae. The record is from the annotation of a GenBank genome assembly.